GUAAGCAAGAAGACGAAGAGAAACAGAAAACGUGCAUCUUCUUCGACUUCAAACCCUCAAGCCUCUCCUUCUCUUCUUCCCCUUUCACUCAAAACCCCUAAACUUCAAAGAUUUCUCGAUUAAAUUUUUGAUUAUUCCCCCGUUAAAUUGAAUUUCUGUUCAUUAAAAAUUCGAAAGUGUUUUUGAGAAAGAGAUGACUGUUUUAUUGGAUGAAUUGAUUCGUUCAUUAGAGAUAUGGUUGAAGCUAAUCAAAGACAAGAAACCUAAUGUUAACCCUAAUCUCGAUCCUGUAUUGCUAGUACCUGGUAUUGCUGGUUCUAUACUUAAUUCUGUUGAUGAGAAUGGUGCUCAAGAACGUAUUUGGGUACGAUUUCUAGGUGCUGAUCGGGAAUUUAGGAACAAGCUUUGGUCGAUGUUUAAUCCUACUACGGGUGAAACACUGUCGUUGGAUCGCAAUUCGAAAAUUGUUGUGCCAGAAGAUCGAUAUGGGCUGUAUGCGAUUGAUUGCUUGGAUCCUGACUUGAUUGUUGGACGUGAUUUCGUUUGUUAUUUCCAUGCAAUGAUUGUGGAAAUGCUCAAGUGGGGUUUUGAAGAAGGAAAGACACUGUUUGGGUUUGGCUAUGAUUUUCGUCAAAGUAAUAGACUUCAGGCAACAAUGGAUCGCUUUGCUGCUAGAUUAGAGUCAGUGUACAGUGCUUCUGGAGGGAAGAAGAUAACUAUAAUAAGUCACUCUAUGGGAGGUCUUUUGGUGAAAUGUUUCAUGAGCCUGCACAGUGAUAUAUUUGAGAAAUACGUGAAGAACUGGAUAGCAAUUGCUGCACCAUUUCGUGGUGCACCUGGAUAUAUUACAACCAGCCUACUGAAUGGAAUGUCCUUUGUCGAGGGAUGGGAACAGAAUUUUUUUAUAUCAAAAUGGAGCAUGCAGCAACUGUUGAUCGAAUGCCCAGCUAUAUAUGAAUUGAUGGCUUGCCCAAAUUUUGAUUGGCAAUGCCAUCCUCUUCUGGAGAUAUGGAAAGAGAAGCAUGAUAGCAAUGGCAGUCCGAAAGUUAUGCUGGAGUCAUAUAAACCAGCAGAAGCCAUAUCUAUAAUGAAGGAAGCUCUUUCGAGUAACACGGUUAAUUAUAAUGGUGUGGAUGUCACAGUGCCGUUCAACUUAGACAUCCUAAAAUGGGCUAAUGAAACUCAGAAGGUCUUGUCAUCUGCGAAGGUUCCUAUUCAAUGUAAAUUCUACAACAUAUAUGGGACCAGUAAUGAUACUCCUCAUAGUGUUUGCUAUGGGAGCGAGCAAACACCCAUUACGGAUCUUCAUCAGAUCCUACCAUUAAAGGGUAAGUACGUAUGUGUUGAUGGUGAUGGAACAGUUCCUGUGGAAUCUGCGAAGGCUGAUGGCCUUAAUGCCGAGGCAAGGGUUGGAGUUCCUGGUGAACACAGGGGGAUUAUUUGUGAUCGGCAUGUAUUUCGUAUACUGAAGCACUGGCUCAAGGCAGGAGAUCUUGACCCCUUCUACAAUCCCCUGAAUGAUUAUGUGAUCCUGCCAACUGCUUUUGAAAUUGAGAAGAAACUCCACCUCCAAGAAGAUAUUAAAAGAGGGGGUGGCCUGCCUAAGGUAGUAGUAACUUCUUUGAAAGAAGAGUGGGGGAUAAUCCCAAAAGACUACGAUAGCAUCCAAGAUGAGGAAGAUAUACAAGGAGUCACCACUAGUGAAAAUGAAGCACCAUUAUUGAAAGCGUCCGUAUCUGUUUCUCAUGUUGGAUUGAAGGAGGUGAAACAAAACCACGUUGAACUUAGAGGGGGUGGUGGAGGGGCUUUGAGUGUUGUAUGCACAUCCACAGCCACGGCCAUGGCUAACUAACCAAGUUAGUCCUACUAUGAUUGGGGCUGUGAAAGAAGGUUACCCAUCUUGCCCACACUUCUUCCACAUGGCCCGUCCACAUGUAAAUAAAAAAUGAAAGCUGUUUCGAGGCAUGCACAAUUAUUUGCCUAGGUGUUCCGCUGUAUGUAAAUGACCAUGCUACCCUUAUAUAAUUGACUAAUCAUAAUAUGAUAAAUCAUUGAUCGUCGAUUCAAAACACAA
This is a messenger RNA of Papaver somniferum (opium poppy), 2074 nucleotides long. RefSeq names its product lecithin-cholesterol acyltransferase-like 4. Gene Ontology annotation, molecular function: glycerophospholipase activity. Gene Ontology annotation, biological process: lipid metabolic process. The record is from RefSeq and is a predicted model, not a curated record. The transcript has 11 exons. Lineage: Eukaryota; Viridiplantae; Streptophyta; Magnoliopsida; Ranunculales; Papaveraceae. The coding region runs from base 194 to 1852 and encodes 552 amino acids.